UCUCUCUCUCUCUCUCUCUCUCCUCUCUCUCUGUAAGAUCCCUACUCUCCCUCUACUUCUCUUGGCAGCCAGAGAGAGAGAGUACCACCUUCAUCUCUCUCAAUUCUCACCAAAAAAAAAAAAAAUUCAAAGAUGUUGCAAGACAUGUGGAAUGCUCCCCCUGGUUUCAGACCCACAAAAUCUGCACCUUCGUCUCCAGCCAAGCCUCUCGCGGUCUCCAGAACUCGCUCUGGGUCCUUCCAUAUCACCCACAAAGUCCCAGUCGGUGACACACCUUAUGUCAGAGCCAAAAAUGUUCAGUUAGUAGAUAAGGAUCCGGAAAAGGCAAUACCACUGUUCUGGGCAGCAAUUAAUGCAGGAGAUAGAGUGGAUAGUGCUCUGAAAGAUAUGGCUAUUGUAAUGAAGCAACAGAACAGGGCUGAAGAAGCCAUUGAAGCCAUUAAAUCACUGAGAAAUCGGUGUUCGGAGCAAGCCCAAGAGUCUCUUGAUAACAUCCUUCUUGAUCUGUACAAGAGAUGUGGGAGAUUGGAUGACCAAAUUGGGUUGUUGAGGCACAAAUUGUUCUUGAUUCAACAAGGGAUGGCUUUCAAUGGGAAGCGAACGAAGACAGCGCGAUCCCAAGGGAAGAAAUUUCAGGUCUCUGUGGAGCAAGAAGCUACUAGAUUACUGGGGAACUUGGGAUGGGCAUUGAUGCAGCAGAACAACUACAUCGAAGCUGAAGAUGCUUAUCGCAGAGCAUUAUUGAUUGCGCCAGACAAUAACAAGAUGUGCAAUUUGGGUAUUUGCUUGAUGAAGCAAGGGAGAAUUGGCGAAGCGAAGGAGACUCUUCGGAGAGUGAAACCAGCAGCCAUGGAUGGCCCAAGAGGUGUGGACUCCCACCUCAAGGCCUAUGAGAGGGCACAGCAAAUGCUUGGAGAUUUGGAGUCUGAAAUGAUGAAUAAGGGCGGUGAUCGGGUUGAACAGCGCAAGUUGUUCGAUGCAUUGCUGGGUUCUUCCUCAAUUUGGCAGCCUCAGCCUUGCAAGGAACAUUCAACGACAACGAAUUCAUUCAAGCCCCAAGAUGAAUUUGCCGAUGAGAACGUCAAUUCGAACAUAAUAGCGAAUCCAGUGGCUUUUCCUGGGCAAAAAAGUGUCAAACAACUGUUUCCCCCACAAGGGAACACGCUGAAUAUUGAUGCCCCGCCAUUCUAUGUAUCGAAAUUUAUGAAGGAUCAUACAGUGGAGAACCAAUUUCAUGAGAGACUUAAGAGAACAAGGUCUGGAAAUGCAGCUAACUCAAUCAGAGGGAAUGACAUAGGUGAGUUUUGGAAGCCUUUUAUGGAGGAGGAACCAGAGAAUAAGACAAGAAGGCGAUCAAUUUCGCCGGGGAAGGCAGGGGAGAGAUGGGCAGAGGUGUUGCCUGAUAGCAAGGACUUUGAAGAGGCUAUUUUGGCAGCAGUUUUGGGUUCUUCGAGUAAUGAAACGGAGAAGACGGUGCUGGGAACAACAAACAAGGACAGCAUUGGAGUAGUUCAGAGAAAGAUUGACAAGAGGCUGCAGGUUUUUCAAGAUAUAACACUAUCUUUGAGUCCAAGGGCCUGACAGAUAUAUAUUUAUUUAUUUUAUUAAUAUAAUCAUAAAAUAACUAAUUUAUUAAUGUUAUUUUCUAAUUUUGUCAUAGUUUUAGAUUGGAGAUGAACUUGUUCUCCGCAACCUCUCUUCUAUAGUGGUUGUAGUAUUAGCAUUGGGUUAGCAAUUGGGGGUAGCUGUUGGUGGUUUGUCCCAUUCAACAGAAAUCAUAUGGGUCUCUAUUUUGUUCAUGUUUGCCUCUCCAAAGGGCUGUAAUAAUUAUUUGAAAUGUGGUAUUUUUGAAUAAUAGAUACACUUUCCUGUUAUCAUGAAU
Camellia sinensis is the source of this 1882-nucleotide messenger RNA. Its product is annotated as Tetratricopeptide repeat (TPR)-like superfamily protein. Gene Ontology annotation, molecular function: protein binding. The record is from RefSeq and is a predicted model, not a curated record. NCBI's taxonomy places the organism in Eukaryota, Viridiplantae, Streptophyta, Magnoliopsida, Ericales, Theaceae.